This is a messenger RNA of Eurypyga helias (sunbittern), 4235 nucleotides long. It is a transcript of the gene CUX1, whose product is annotated as cut-like homeobox 1. The coding region runs from base 54 to 4106 and encodes 1350 amino acids. Gene Ontology annotation, molecular function: DNA binding; DNA-binding transcription factor activity, RNA polymerase II-specific. Lineage: Eukaryota; Metazoa; Chordata; Aves; Eurypygiformes; Eurypygidae. The transcript is spliced from 19 exons. The record is from RefSeq and is a predicted model, not a curated record. Gene Ontology annotation, biological process: regulation of DNA-templated transcription.
AUCCGGUUCCAGCCUUGGAUUUAGGACAGCAGCUCCAGCUGAAGGUUCAACGUAUGCACGAUAUUGAAACAGAGAACCAGAAACUUAGGGAAACUCUAGAGGAAUACAAUAAAGAAUUUGCCGAGGUGAAAAAUCAGGAGGUUACAAUAAAAGCACUUAAAGAGAAAAUCCGAGAAUAUGAACAGACCCUGAAGAACCAAGCGGAGAAUAUAGCCCUUGAAAAAGAACAAAAGUUACAAAAUGAUUUUGCGGAGAAGGAGAGAAAAUUGCAGGAGACACAGAUGUCGACAGCCUCGAAGCUGGAAGAAGCCGAACACAAAGUUCAAGCUUUGCAAACAGCCUUGGAAAAAACCAGAACAGAACUAUUUGAUCUGAAAACAAAAUACGAUGAAGAAACUACUGCAAAGGCUGAUGAAAUCGAGAUGAUCAUGACAGACCUUGAAAGAGCAAAUCAGAGGGCAGAGGUGGCUCAGAGAGAGGCAGAGACCUUAAGGGAGCAGCUCUCGUCAGCUAACAAAUCUCUGCAACUUGCUACGCAGAUCCAGAAGGCACCUGAUGUGGAGCAGGCCAUCGAGGUGCUAACACGGUCCAGCCUGGAAGUAGAACUGGCUGCGAAGGAGCGGGAGAUCGCCCAGCUGGUAGAAGAUGUCCAGAGACUCCAGGGCAGCCUCACCAAGCUGCGGGAGAACUCCAGCAGCCAAAUCUCACAGCUGGAGCAGCAGCUCACCGCCAAGAACAGCACGCUUAAACAACUGGAAGAGAAACUGAAAGGACAGGCUGAUUAUGAAGAGGUUAAGAAAGAAUUAAAUAUAUUGAAAUCCAUGGAGUUUGCACCAUCUGAAAGCUCUGGUGCGCAGGAUGCAUCUAAACCGCUGGAGGUGCUGCUGCUGGAGAAGAACCGCUCCUUGCAGUCGGAGAACGCAACGCUGCGUAUCACAAAUAGUGACCUGAGUGGGUCAGCCAGGAGAAAAGGGAAAGACCAGCCUGAGAGUCAGCGUCCUGCAACCUUGCCGGCCUCCCCUCCUUCUCAGUUGCUCCGCAACGCGGGGGAGCAGGCUUCCAAUACUAAUGGUACACACCAGUUCUCACCAACGGGUUUAAGUCAAGACUUUUUCAGCUCAUCCCUGGCGAGCCCCAGCUUACCCCUGGCCUCCACAGGAAAAUUUGCACUAAACUCUCUCCUCCAGCGACAGCUAAUGCAGUCCUUCUACUCCAAGGCAAUGCAGGAAGCAGGAAGCACAAGCAUGAUUUUUUCAACAGGUCCUUACAGCACAAACUCCAUAUCUUCCCAAAGUCCAUUACAACAAAGUCCGGACGUAAAUGGCAUGGCCCCCUCUCCCAGCCAGUCAGAAAGUGCUGGGAGCAUCUCUGAAGGCGAGGAGAUAGACACGGCCGAAAUUGCACGUCAGGUGAAAGAGCAGUUGAUCAAGCACAAUAUUGGACAGCGGAUAUUUGGACAUUAUGUGUUGGGACUGUCGCAAGGGUCUGUGAGCGAGAUACUAGCCCGGCCAAAGCCAUGGAAUAAACUGACUGUGAGAGGCAAGGAGCCAUUUCAUAAGAUGAAGCAGUUCCUCUCGGACGAGCAGAACAUCUUGGCUCUUCGCAGCAUCCAGGGUAGACAAAGAGGUAAUAUAACCACAAGAAUCCGAACCACAGAGUCUGGCUCUGAUGAAGCCAUCAAAUCCAUUCUCGAACAAGCCAAAAGGGAGCUGCAAGUACAGAAAACAGGUACGCUCUCAUUUUCUGAGCCGGCUCAGCCGCCUUCUGCAUCUAGCAGUGGCAAUUCUGAUGAUGCUAUUCGAUCCAUUCUGCAACAAGCCCGACGCGAAAUGGAGGCACAGCAGGCUGCCCUUGAACCUGCCUUAAAAACACCACCUUUAUCUCAAGCUGACAUUUCUAUCCUGUCCCCCAAACUAGUAUCUACACCUGCAAUGUCUUCGGUUUCCAGCUAUUCUCCUUUGGCCAUAUCCCUGAAGAAACAUUCAUCUGUCACUGAUUCCAGUAUCUCUGCAUUGCAGAACCUCUCUGGGCUCAAAAAGGAGCCUCAGGAGGCACCUGUUCUAGAGCUUCAUGGAAUAAGUGAUUCUGCCCAGGGUAUGUUGAGGCAUGUUAAAAAUGAGUUGGGACGUGGUGGUGUUUGGAAGGACCAUUGGUGGAAUACUGUGCAGCAUGAGAGAAGAAAUACAGCUCUUCCCGAAGACGUAAAAGUUGAGGAAGCCAGUGGUGGAAAAGAAAAGAGUUCUGAAUUGAGCAUGACUGGGGCAAGUCGCAGUGAGACACCACAAAAUAGCCCCCUCCCUUCAUCCCCUAUCGUGUCUUUGUCAAAGCCAUCCAAACCUUCGGUUCCUCCACUGACACCCGAGCAGUAUGAGAUUUAUAUGUACCAGGAGGUGGAUACGAUAGAGCUAACGCGUCAGGUCAAAGAAAAGCUAGCAAAGAAUGGCAUCUGCCAAAGGAUCUUUGGGGAAAAGGUAUUGGGGCUGUCCCAAGGAAGUGUCAGUGACAUGCUCUCCAGGCCAAAGCCAUGGAGUAAAUUGACCCAAAAAGGCCGAGAACCAUUUAUUCGUAUGCAGCUCUGGUUGAAUGGUGAGCUGGGACAGUGUGUCCUGCCUGCACAAGGGCAGCAACAAGGACAAGAAAGCACUCCAAAGACUUCUGCCAGUUGCAGUCCUGCUCCUGAAUCUCCUAUGAGUUCCAGUGAGUCAGUGAAAAGCCUGACUGAAUUGGUACAGCAACCCUGUCCCGCUAUAGAGACAAGUAAGGAUGGUAAAUCCCAAGAAUCUAGCGAGCCACCUGCUUCUGAAUCCCAAUCUACGACACCCUUGCCGCUGUCGGGCCACUCGGCACUCAGCAUUCAAGAACUGGUUGCUAUGUCCCCUGAGCUGGAUACGUAUGGCAUUACGAAAAGGGUCAAAGAAGUGCUAACGGACAACAAUCUUGGUCAGCGUUUGUUUGGGGAGACAAUCCUGGGGCUAACACAAGGCUCUGUCUCAGACCUUCUGGCUCGCCCGAAGCCCUGGCACAAGCUGAGUUUGAAGGGACGAGAACCCUUUGUCCGCAUGCAGCUGUGGCUGAACGAUCCCAACAACGUGGAGAAGCUGAUGGAUAUGAAACGAAUGGAGAAAAAAGCCUACAUGAAACGGCGACACAGCUCGGUUAGCGACAGUCAGUCCUGUGAGUCCUCCUCUGCUGGAAUAGACUACAGCCAGGGAGCCAGCCCGCAGCCACAGCAUCAGCUGAAGAAGCCCCGGGUGGUGCUGGCACCGGAGGAGAAGGAAGCUCUGAAACGAGCCUACCAGCAAAAGCCAUACCCAUCACCAAAAACCAUUGAGGAACUCGCUACACAGCUCAACUUGAAAACCAGCACCGUGAUCAACUGGUUCCACAAUUACAGGUCUCGCAUCCGCCGGGAGCUGUUCAUCGAGGAGAUCCAAGCCGGGAGCCAGAGCCAGGCUGGGUCGAGCGACUCUCCUUCCGCCCGAAGCAGCAGGGCCGCUCACAGCUCCGAGGGAGACAGCUGCGACGGCGUGGACGCAGAAGGCCCGCCUGAAGGAAAGCCGAGUGGCCCGGAGGCGGAUGAGUACAACAAUGCAACCACAAAGUCUCAGGGAGGGCCCGCGGAGUCGGCUUUCGAAGCGGGGGAAGAGGCACUGCAAGGCGCCAGGUCUUCGGAGAAAGCGGAGCCGAUCCAGGCGGAGAGCCUGGAGGACACCGACGACGAGGGCAGGCUCAGAGCACCGCGCCAGAGCUCUCCGCCGGCAUCGCAGCGCCCGGGAGAAGCUCUGGAGACACUGCCAAACUCUGCCACGGAAGGGGAUGCCUCUACCUCAGCUGCCUCCACCUCAGUCCUUACAGGGGAGAGCUCCUACAAGUCAAAAGAAAGUUCAGAGAAAAUCUCCAGUGUGCCAAGUACGAGCUCGACGCCGGCCGCAGGCUCGCAGAAAGCCAACUCUCUCCAGAGCUUGUUCGGCUUCUCGGAGGCGGCGAGCUCCAGGAACACGCGAGACAGCUCCCUGAGGAAAAAGAAAGCGGCGAACUUGAACAACAUCAUCCACCGCUUGGAGAAGGCCGCGAGUCGGGAAGAGGCCGUCGAGUGGGAGUUUUGAGAUUAAACUCGCCCAACUCUGGAGAGCUGGGAAGUGAAACUGGACCUCUACUGGUUUUAUUGUGUUGCGCACUUAACCGCCCUGCGGGCCACAGGGCAAAAACGCCAUAGGCCAAGGUGCAUAUAGAAA